Molecule: messenger RNA, 993 nt
Organism: Adineta steineri
Lineage: Eukaryota; Metazoa; Rotifera; Eurotatoria; Adinetida; Adinetidae
Source: the annotation of a GenBank genome assembly
AUGAUCAGUGCACGAUAUGCUCAGACAGCAUCCAUAUUGACAAACGGAAAUGUCUUAGUUGCUGGUGGAUCCAGUGUGAUGGGUGGCACAUUGAGUAGUGCAGUGUAUAAUCCAUCCAUAGGACUCUGGACAACUUCUGGCAAUUUGAAUACUGCAAGAAUGUUUCACACGCAAGUCAUAUUGACAAACGGAAAUGUCUUAGUUGCUGGUGGAACCACCGAUAGCAACUCCGGAUUGAGUAGUGCAGAAGUGUACAAUCCAUCCACAGGACGUUGGACAACUACUGGCGACAUGAGCAAUGCACGAUUCUAUCACACAGCAUCCAUAUUGACAAACGGAAAUGUCUUAGUUGCUGGUGGAACCACCGAUAGCAACUCCGGAUUGAGUAGUGCAGAAGUGUACAAUCCAUCCACAGGACGUUGGACAACUACUGGCGACAUGAUCAGUGCACGAUAUGCUCAUACAGCAUCCAUAUUGCCAAACGGAGAUGUCUUAGUUACCGGUGGAAUCACUGAUAGCAACUCCGGAUUGAGUAGUGCAGAAGUGUACAAUCCAUCCACAGGACGUUGGACAACUAUUGGCGACAUGAGCAAUGCACGAACGUUUCACACGCAAGUCACAUUGACAAACGGAAAUGUCUUAGUUACUGGUGGAACCACUGAUAGCAACUCCGGAUUGAGUAGUGCAGAAGUGUACAAUCCAUCUACAGGACUCUGGACAACUAUUGGUACCAUGAGCAGCGCACGAUUCUAUCACACAGCAUCCAUAUUGACAAACGGAAAUGUUUUAGUUGCUGGUGGAGUCAAUGGCAGUACUGCAUUCAGUAGUGCAGAAAUGUACAAUGCAUCCACAGGACGUUGGACAACUACUGGCGACAUGAGCAGUGCACGAUAUGCUCACACAGCAUCCAUAUUAAAAAACGGAAAUGUCUUAGUUUCUGGUGGAGUCUCUGGUAAUAUAAUCAUAUUGAGUAGUGCAGAAAUAUAUGGAUGA